AUGUUUGCUCAUGCUCAGCUUCAACUCACUCUGCCUGCAGUCACCGUGAUUUCCCAUGCACCACCUGCAACCAACAACUUGGUCUUCUCACUCUCUCUUACCGCAAAUUCGAGUGGCUCUCGUCAAACUAACUUCCAGAGCUGGUACAUAAUGAACGGCAUACCAAAAGAGCUCGUCGCGUCCUCCGGGCAAUUUCGCUUCUUCGUCGGCCCAGAUGCCAAAGAAUAUACCAUCCAUUCCGACCUCGUUGCUCUUCAAUCUCCGGUGCUCAGCGCCUUGGUGAGCGGUGGCUUGAGCGAGUCGAUUACUCAAUCCGUUAAAUGGGAUGAUAUCGACGAGCCAUCUUUCCUCAGCUUCUGGGAGUUCUCAUACACGGGAGACUACGACGUGUCAGACGCAGCCUACAGCAAGAGUGGCUCUAAUGGUCUGAGUUCCAGCGACGAAGACAAAGAGGCGACAGAUGGUCAGAACGGAUCACCUUCCAGCAGAGACGGAUACUGUCACGAAGACGAGGCAGAAUGCGAACAACGGGGAGAAGGGCAUAUGCAGGGAAUAUUUUCAUCAACAGCCAGGAACCGACAGCGUCCCGCGAUGACCUGGAGUGACCAUGUGCUUGGAACAGAAUAUCCGCAAGAUGUCAAAGACGGAGAUUACGCGGGCGCGGCCCUGCAUCAUGCACGAGUCUAUAUCCUGGCAGAUCGCUACGGCAUUACCCGCCUUAUGAACCUGUCGAUCCAUAAGCUAGGGACAGUGAUGAAGACUUGCACCGAAGCCGAAGACAAAACGCAGGGCAUCAUGGCAUUGCUGCAGCUCUGCUACACGAAUUUCGUGCCGGAUCGGUUGAUACGCCUUGCAAUUCACCAUGCUGCCGACAGCAUUCUUCACUUGUGGGAGCUCGAAGAAUUUCACGAGUUGCUAAUUACGCAUGCCGCCCUGUCAAAGACAAUGUUGGAGUUAUUUUUGCCGGUGGCCCAGGAGUCUAGUGAUGAGGGCGAUGACAGGUACGAUGGUUGGAACGACUCCAGGGAAGUAUGCGAGAAUAGAACAGUUUAUGAAUGGGCGGGGAUGGAUUAUCCUUCUUUCGCCCCGGAUUCAACAGGUUCAUCGAACGGGUGGCCAUAG
Messenger RNA from Clonostachys rhizophaga, 1122 nucleotides. The record is from the annotation of a GenBank genome assembly. NCBI's taxonomy places the organism in Eukaryota, Fungi, Ascomycota, Sordariomycetes, Hypocreales, Bionectriaceae.